Molecule: messenger RNA, 345 nt
Organism: Rodentolepis nana
Lineage: Eukaryota; Metazoa; Platyhelminthes; Cestoda; Cyclophyllidea; Hymenolepididae
Source: the annotation of a GenBank genome assembly
AUGAGCGUCAAUCAAUUUCCUUUGCUUCACAUUGAACUUCUUGAACCCAUUCAGCCAGUUCCUCUUCCAGGUGAACUUGAAACAUUUCCACGAAUAACACUCAACACUGACAGCAUUGUUCAUGUGGAAAAACGUUCCCGAAAUGUUCGGCGUAACGCAGCUAGAAGUGGAGCCCGAUUGUCUCGCUUUCGAACCCAACCUAUCACAUUUACAGAAAUUGCAGAGGUCAAAGAAACCAAGAGAGAAAGUGAUGAAGGCAAAAAGUCAGAUGAGAGGACCCAUAGUUUAAUGGUGCCAGCUUCAACGAUUAAAACUGAAACUAUGGAAACCCCAAACGCAAACUGA